UUCAAUGUCUCGAGUAACUGUAUGUUGGCUCUAUCUGUGAGUUGUUGUGCAAAACUAAAAAUUCAGAAUUCGAAGGCAGCGAAAUCUGAUGGCGGAAAGCUGAAUCCUGAAUGCCUGAAAAUCUGUAUCACUAUAUAAUACUAUAUCCGCCGCCAACGCCGCCGCGUUGUCCGAAAGGCGAAAACACGUGUUUUCGGUGCAGAUCAACAGAAAAUGCCGUAACUUUUUUUGAUUGUUAUGUUGAUACUUUUUAUUUUAUUCCAGUGUUGAAGUUUUGAUAAUGUUAGUGCGUAUUGGUUAGAAACUAGUGAAGAUAGACUAGUAUUUUUUAAUUCAUAAAAAUACAAAAAUAUUCAACAAUGGCUACUACAGAGCUUGCAGAGCAAUUAAAAAGACUAAGAACACCCCAAACUACUUUACUCCUCCAAGAUACGCGAAAACCAAGUUUAUUGUUUGAUGUAAAGGAAGCGGCAAACCUUGAUAGGGAUACUGUUUAUAAUAUUGGUUUAAGUGGUUUGGAAGAGCUAACAAAGCUAUGUGGUAAAUUUGAUGAAUUCAAGAAAACUCUCUUUGCACCUAGUUCUAUAAGUUUAGAACGUUCUGUGCAAGAUAACAAAGUUAACAAGAAUCUUGAUACCGAAAUAGACAAAUUUUUGGUAUUGUUAUCGCCAUAUUUUUUACUCAACAUAUCACAUAAGGCAUUGGAAUGGCUUAUACACAGAUUUCAUAUUCAUCAAUUUAAUAAGGAUAACUAUUUACUACUGAUUUUACCGUACCACGAGACAAGAAUUUUUGUAAGGGCUUUACAGCUUCUAGAUUUAUCAGAUCCAGCUGAUAAAUGGCAUUGGCUUAAGCCAAUUCAAAAGACUCGUACUCCAUUACCUCCCUUGACAUUGGUGAAUCGAGUUGCUCAUGACAAUGGUUUUCUGAAGUUGAUUUGUGCUCAUGUGAUUUUUGCUACAAAAAUUUAUGGAGACAGAGCUAAUAGUUUGAAUACUCUUUACGCUUUUUUUACUACAGCACUAGUAGGAACUGUAGAAAGUUCUGCUAGUGUUACAGAUGUUCAGUUCAACCAUAUGUUGCCUGUAUUGCUCAAGGGAUUACCUAGUCAAAUACCAGAUUUUGCUAGUAGUUCGUACGUGAUAUUCGCCAAACUAAUCACUAGGAUUAAAAUUCAAGAUGAAACAAUGGACAAACUGGUAUUGAAAUCUAUCAAGAAACCAAUUUCCACCCAAGAAGUAAUGGCUUUGAUACUAUUUCUCUAUGACAAUCCAUUCAAUAGUUUAUCAGUAGUCUCUGAAAGCCUCGUGCUUAAAUUGUCAAACCGACCAUGGUUUGUUGAUACUAUGAUCAAAGUGAAGAGUCAUGGUAUAAAUAUUUCAAAAUUCGUUAUUUUACUCCUAGAAACUGCAUUUAGCUAUAUCUCAAAAAACGCAGGAUCCAGUGAAUCUGAAGAUGUGAAGGAAAUGUUGGAAGACAUUUUCAAUCGAAUACCUUUAGAAGAAGAUGAAGUUAGAUUAAUUCUUGAAAAAACAUUAGCAAAUGAUGCUGUGUCAGGAGAAAAUUCGGACAUAACAAAAGAAUACCUUGGUAGUCUUUAUCAAUCAAUUGAAAGAAAAUACCCCGACUCUUUUGAUAGGUACCUACAUGAAUUGAUGCACUUGAAAGAAGCAAAUGAAUACACUAAUAAAAUUUUGAAAUUCCUAAUGACUUGGUAUUCGAAAGCAGAAGAAUGUUUGGACAUUUUUACUGGACUCAAUCACAACAAUCCAGAACAAAGAAUCAUAGCAAUACAAAUGAUUGGAAAAAAUUUGACUAUACCAGAUAAUCUCAGAGAGUUGGUGAACAAGUCUUUGCUAACAAGAUUUAAUGAUGAUGACGACAGAGUUAUAAUGGCUUUGCUGAACUUACCAAUAAAUUUGUUGCAAAACACUUUUGCCGUGGAUACACUAGUAGAUGAAUUAAUCAUUUUAGUUUCAAGAUGCCACACUGGAGAGAAAAGAAUGUUGGCAAAGCCUGCUUUAAAAGUUUUACUAGAACUUUGUGAUGAAACUGAUGAUACAAGUGUCUUCUUAGUCAUAGUACCAUACUUAUUUCCAACUGCAGACGAAGAUGUAGAUAUAGCUAUACAGAUUUUAACAUCUGGCUUUGCCAGAAGAAAUGCUUUUCUUAAGAAGAUAGCUCAAGAAGUCGGCAAUGAAACCAAUGCCGAAUUCAUAAGAAUGGCUGCUUUUCAUAUUAUUAUGACCCCAGAAGUUUUGCCACCGGCAAUCAAUAUUUUAACUGCUAUAAAACAGCAAAUGACACAUGGAGAUGCUGCAUCAGUGUUCUUCAAUUUGGUGGUUUUAGGAUCGGUCUGUAGAGUGCCUGUUGGCUCACUUCAACUUGACAUUGCCAGACAAGUGAUAGAAACAGCAUCAGAAAUGGUGAAUAAUUUUCCAAAAGUUUUACCUCUGACUGGAGCAAAUCACUUGAAUGCUGACAACUUUCUGGAUGCCUUGAAAUACGUUUCCCAAGGGUACCUGCCAUUGCAAGCCAACACAUACGUUUUGGAAAUGGUUCAUAGGCGUUUGCAAUUGAACAUUACUUCCAAGUUCAAUUUUGAAGAAGAUCCUGAAAGAAGUGAAUUGAUGCUUAGGCUUUUAGAAAUUAUUUUCGAUGGCAUAGUUUUAGAACAAUGGAGGAGUAAUUAUUCGCAAUGGGAAUUACAUCAUCAAUGGUAUUUGAAAAUAUUCUUCAAAAGACACUUUAAGAACGAAGAGGAAGUCAUUAGAUUUUUAUCCCAGUUAUACAUAAAACCAGUUAAGCCGCAAACCUCGCUGCACUGUUUAGAAAUCUCUUUGCUUCUUUUGGACAAAUGUAAUUCUUUUCAAUGGGCUUUCAAUGACAGAGAUUUCGUGAUAAAUUUAUUACUCGCUUUGAGUUCUGAAAAUAAUGUCUGCAGAGAGGCUGCAGUGAAUAUAUUGAAGAAGUUGUCACAAACUUUCAAUAUAUCAAUGGAAGGAUUCUCCGCGCUUUUAUCCGAAUUGAUGGAUCGAAAUACUGAAAUCUCUUUAGAUCAUGACCAGUUGUCAUUAAGCUUGUACACACUACUCUCGCCAGACCCAGAUGUUACUUAUCAAUUGAAAGCGGACUUGCGAGUUAAGUUGGAAAAAACGAGGGAUUUAUUAUUUGAAGCAGUGCUGUCAAACGAAGUUCCUAUACACGUUCGUUCUCAAUUGCUCGACAUUUUAAUUCACGUUAACGGUCCAAAAAUUUUGAAAAAACUGAUACCUCUGGGCACUGAGCUUUUAAAUAAGAUCGAUGAAAGGGAUACAUUUGCUCAAAAUGCUUUGAAGAAUAUUAUACAAAGAUUCGAUAAUAGUUCAGUUGCAGCAGUGAAAGAUAAGCAUGUUUGGAGUUUCUUUAUCAAUUGCCUGUCCACUCACAAUAAACAUAUUUCAACAGAGAGUGGAAAACAAUUCAUCAACGUCAUCUUACUAAAACAAAUUGACAACAAUUUCUUCGUUAGUUUAGGUGAAAUUUCUCAAAAUCUACAAAAAGAAUUUCUGGCUAAACUCGUUGAUAUUGUAACGGAUUGUGAAAUUGACUCCAUUCUUUCAACAACGACGAGGUUAGUGAAGAAACUUCACAUUGAUGCCCAAUUGGUAGUGGAUGAGUUGAAAAUGAUGACCGAUCUAGAGGAGGAAACUAGUGAAUCAAACAGAAAUAGAGCAUCCUUACGGAAAAAGCGAAGCAUCAGCAGAAUAAGCAACCGCUACAAUCCAGAAAUCGUUCAUAGCAGAAAAUGGAAGAGAGGAAUCACGUUAUUAGAAUUUUUACAACACUCGAAUAAUAUUGAGAACGAGCAGUUACUUGUACCUGUUCUAUUUGACUUGUUAAAAUCAUCUCUCUGCUUUGAAGAACAAAGUCCGGUGGAGUAUACUAAUCAAUUGGUACUCUCCACGAUUCAUCAUUUGAUAACCAAGUCAAUUCCUGUGAAAGAUGCUGAUGCCUAUGUAGACUUGAUUUCUCAAUGCAUCAGGACUUCUCACAAUCCUCAGACGCAUCAUCACGCUUUAUUGGUGCUCGUUGAACUUUUCAAACUUGCAGACAUACAAAGAGCUCUGCAAAAUAUUAUGCCCAUAUUCACGUUUAUGGGCAAUACAGUAUUGCGACAAGAUGACGCUUAUUCUAUACAGAUUAUAUCGAAAACCAUUGAUACUGUUGUGCCAAUCAUAAAUGCUGCUAAUAACGUGAAUCACGUUUGCGAAAUUCUCAGGCUAUUUAUAACGUCUUUGCCAGACAUUCCAGAGCACAGGAGAGUUCCAUUGUUUGUCAAAUUGCUGCAACUGCUAGAUAAUCAUCUACAUUUGUACUAUUUGCUGACUUUUGAAAGUCACGUUUUAUCCAAGAACGUCGAGCCUUCAUCUUCAUCUGAACUUUCUUCAGAGAGAUUACGAUUCGCUUUAUCGAUAUCCAAUAAGUUUCCAGUGAAGAAAGUUAUUGAAGUUUGCGUCAAAUUUGUAGGGUUCUUGAAAGAACUGCCAGUUGACAUAGAUGAAAAUCAAAAGCACAACAUCAAAUUCAAGAGCAAUCACAUCUUUGAUGUCGCAAAUAAUUCGCCAAAGCAACUGAGGCAUUACAAAUUCACGAUAGUUCGAUUCCUCGUAUCGCUUCUAUCUGGUUCUGAUUUCAUCAACCGAGUUGCUGAGCUGGACGAAAACGAUGUCGAGAUUUUGAGACCAAUCUACGAUCAGUUGAUCGUAGAGCUUGUAAUAUACAUUCAAAAUACUUCAAGAAACGCCGAUCUGCAUCAAGGAAAGCCAAAUGGAAAAUAUUGGAAAGUCAUGCUUCACGGUCUCUACGACAUCUUGGAUCUUGUAAACAACUUGUUACCGAAUCAAAUCUUCAUAGCCAGUGCAGCACGAUUAAUAGAUCACGACUCGCUUACCGUAAGGAGGAAAGCUUUGGAACUAUUGAAUGCAAGACUCGCACAGAAAAAAUUCACGGACGAAGACCAUGAAGAUUUGUUAGGCCUAAUUGAACCGAUAACGAGUGUUCUAAGUGGACCUCAUAAGUUCGUCAAUCCAGAAGUAGAAGUUAUUCAACAGACCGCGUUGAUCACUUUGAAACUGCUAGCUAAGGUCUUGGCUUCCAAACGCCCCGACGUUUUCAAACCAAUACUUGAUUUAGCCACCGAACUAGUAAAAAAACGAGAAGGCGCUGUCCUGGGUAGCGCAGCCCUCUGCGUUGCUGAAUUAUGCAGUUCUAUGAGAGUACAUGCAAUCCAAAGUUUGAAUAAAUUUGUACCAGCUAUUAUCCGUCUUUUGGAAAAGCAUUGCCACCAAGAAAUUCCAGACAUACUUACCAUUAGUAUAGUUAGUGCCUUGCAAAAGAUUGUCGAAUCAGUGGGCAACUUUUUAUCGCUUUAUCUCGAUCAGUUAUUGUAUGAACUAUCAAGAUUGAACUUCCUGUACACCGAUUCAGAGCAUCCAAAGAUUGGACUCGUCGUGUCUCGAUUAAAAGCCACGACCCAAAAAUUAUCGAGCUGCAUACCGCUACGAGUGCUGUUACCGGCUAUAAAUAAGACAUACGACACUUUGUUGACUAACAAAUCUUACCAAUGUAUUCCUCCAUUAAUGAACAUUAUUGCCGAAUCGUUCGGAAGUGUUCAAUCGUCAGCUCUCAGCAGUGCAAUUCCAGAUCUGGCAACUUUCUUCUUAAAAGUUCUUCAAUUCCGCGAAGAAGUGACGGUGUCGAAGGGCGAGAUGGAAGUUGACGGAGAAGCUACCAUGAACGAUGUAACGAACGUCGAGGAAAGCGCAAGCAAAGCACUGGUUGCUCUUGUUUUGAAACUGAGUGAAGCUACUUUCCGACCUUUGUAUUAUAGGCUUUAUGACUGGGCAGCGAGAAACCCACAGCACAAGCAACGAAACAUAACGUUCUACAGAUUAUCAGCGAAUAUAGCGGAGUGUCUUAAAUCAUUGUUCGUUCUGUUUGCUGGACACUUUUUGAAGCACGCAGCGUCACUGCUAACUGGAAAUAAUAUGAUUAAUGCAAACGAAGAGACACUCGAAAUCACGCUAGAAGACGAAGCCAGUAAAAUUGAAUUGAUCGAAGAAAUCUUACUCACGUUACUGAGAGUUUUCACGUAUGACGCACACGAUUUCGUUAAUCAAGAGAGAUUCGAAACAUUGAUGCAGCCAAUCGUGGACCAACUCGAAAAUACAAUCGGUACCAAAGUAGAAUAUGAAAAAAGAGCGAAGAAUUUCAUCGUUCCUUGUAUCGCGUCUUUCGCCGGAGCGAUUCCAGACGACUCACUGCAUAAACAAUUAGUUUAUCAAGUUCUCUUGAAAACAAGGCAUACCAAGCCUUACGUUAGAAACGCGGCACUGGAUUCACUGGUGGAGAUUGCGCGAAAACUCGGAGAAGACUUCAUGCCUUUGCUGCCGGAAACUGUUCCGUUCCUCGCGGAAUUGCUGGAAGACGAGGACUUGGUGACGGAGAAGAAUGCCCAGAACGCCGUUCGAACUCUAGAGGAUAUUUUGGGCGAACCGCUGCAGAAAUAUUUCUAAGAAUUGUUGAAUUAAAUCAGCGUUGUACAUACUUACAUAAUUUAACAUGACAUUGCUUUUGAUAUCAUUAUAGAAAAAGACAAUGAUUAAAGAACACGAUGGAGUUUAUGAAAA
Nasonia vitripennis (jewel wasp) is the source of this 6671-nucleotide messenger RNA. Its product is annotated as HEAT repeat-containing protein 1. NCBI's taxonomy places the organism in Eukaryota, Metazoa, Arthropoda, Insecta, Hymenoptera, Pteromalidae. Gene Ontology annotation, biological process: positive regulation of transcription by RNA polymerase I; maturation of SSU-rRNA from tricistronic rRNA transcript (SSU-rRNA, 5.8S rRNA, LSU-rRNA). The record is from RefSeq and is a predicted model, not a curated record. Gene Ontology annotation, molecular function: snoRNA binding. The transcript is spliced from 9 exons. Gene Ontology annotation, cellular component: t-UTP complex; 90S preribosome; small-subunit processome. The coding region runs from base 360 to 6557 and encodes 2065 amino acids.